Entrophospora sp. SA101 is the source of this 884-nucleotide messenger RNA. NCBI's taxonomy places the organism in Eukaryota, Fungi, Glomeromycota, Glomeromycetes, Entrophosporales, Entrophosporaceae. The record is from the annotation of a GenBank genome assembly.
CUUCAUAUAAUCUAAAUAAUAAUAUCAUUACUGAACCAAUAAAUAGUAAUACUGCUACUAGCAAUAAAGCUGCCUCUUCUUCAUCUUCCUCAAGUAUAUAUUCUUCUACCACAACUGUUCCUACUUCACAACAAAAUGUGCUACUAUCGAAAUCUCCAUUUUCAGAUCCUGCAAUUAUUUCGUAUUCUUCUCAGGCACCAAACAUAGUCUCACCAAAUAAUCCAUUGAUUCAACAAGAAAAUACUUUUUAUAUUGAAUCCCAAACCCUAAAGAAAUCUUCAACUACUACUCAGACAACAGGUUCCAUUGCAGACACCGAUUCAAAAGGUGACGAGGAGGAGGAAAUACAUGAGGAAGAAAAUAAUUACGGACAUAAUUCAUCAUCAUCAAGAAAUAAUAAACCAAAUGGAUUUCAUAGAGGCGAUUCGAGCGCACUCGAAUCAGAUAAUGGAAUGUACAAUCACAAAAGACCUUCAAGGAGGCGAAGGAAUGGAAAUAGUAAUUAUUAUUAUAAUUAUUCUGAAAAUCAUUCAACAAGAAGACCUAGAAAAGGACGUAAUCAAACACAUGAAUGGGCAGGCGGUGAUGUAAAUGAAUUUAAAUCGGAGGAAUUUGACUUUCAGGGCAACUUGGAUUUAUUUGAUAAAGAAAAGGUUUUUGCAGAAAUUAGAGUCUCCACAAAAGAAAUCUUUUUCAGAAUAUCAUGGUAUUUGUUCCGAUAUGAGUUUGUUGGUAAUUAUAGCAAUCAUAAUGGUGAAAGUCCAAUUGAAUGUAAACAAUUAAGAUGCACUUUAGAAUAUGAAGGAAACGAAAUUUGCAUUUUUAUUAAAUCAAAUGAGAUUGUUGGUGAAUUCAUGCGUAAUUUAGAGAUUUAUAAGGAAUAA